Molecule: messenger RNA, 1077 nt
Organism: Theileria annulata
Lineage: Eukaryota; Apicomplexa; Aconoidasida; Piroplasmida; Theileriidae
Exons: 1
Coding region: 1-1077 (358 amino acids)
Source: RefSeq, a predicted model, not a curated record
AUGAGAUUACGUGGUAUUAAAUUUCCUAAUAUAUCUGAACAAGAUAAAUUAUUAAAUAUACCACAUAUUUCUAAUACUUCCAAUAUGGUGACUCCCGUUACGGGGUCAGGUCCAACGUCCACCAAUACUACUCAUACUACUACUUAUACACAUCCUUCUUAUACUAAUCCCUCUACUACCAAUACUAUGACUACUGGUAUGAUGGAUGAUAGAAUAAUUGGAUUAGAAGAAUUGGAUGAAUUAUUAUAUAAUAUAAAUAAUAAUAAUUAUACAAAUGAAUAUAUUAAUAAUAUUAGAAAUAAAUUAAUUAUUAGUAUUAAUAUUUUAUCCAAUAAAUCAACACUUAAUAAUUAUCAAUCACAAUUAUUAGAUAAAAUACUUAAACUUAAUGAUUCUUUAUUAUUAUUAAGUAAUUCCACCGUUACGGUGACUGGUACUACUGACACUGAAGGUACUGAGGUUACUAAGGAUACUCAUACUAAGGGUACUAGUAGUAUGGGUACUAAGAGUACUAGUAAUAUGGGUAUUGGUAGUUUUAUGAGUAUUGGUAGUGAUGAGAUUGGUGAGAUGAGGAAGACCUCUUCGGGUGGAUUUGUUGGUGGACCAGACACCGUAACGGGAAACACCGUAAUGGAUAUGGAAAAUAAUAUGUUGGAAUUGGAUGAAAUAUUUAAUUUUAUAAAUUUUAAUGAAAAAAAUGAACAAUUAAUUGAUGAAGAUGAUGAAGAUGAAGAGGAAGAAGAAUUAAUUAAUAAUUUCAUUAAUUUAUCUACACCAAAACAAAUUAUAAGUACUUCCGUUACGGAGCUUGGUCCCACAGAAAGUACUAAUACCACUGGUACAGUUGUACCUGGUAGUAGUUUUACUGAGGAUAUAGGUACCACUGGACCAAGCACCGUUACUGAGGGAAAGGGACCUACUGGAACUGAUGAAACCCCUUUCGAAGGUGGCCGUGAUACUAACACCGUUACGGAGGAUACUACUAAAGAUGAAAAGAAAAAGAAUAUAUCAGAAUUAGUAUCAGAAUUAGAUAAUUUAGAAAUGGAUUUCGGACACAUGUCAAUGAACAAUUUUUAA